Rattus norvegicus (Norway rat) is the source of this 1180-nucleotide messenger RNA. It is a transcript of the gene Fam174a, whose product is annotated as family with sequence similarity 174, member A. The transcript is spliced from 3 exons. The record is from RefSeq and is marked provisional. Lineage: Eukaryota; Metazoa; Chordata; Mammalia; Rodentia; Muridae. The coding region runs from base 64 to 636 and encodes 190 amino acids. Gene Ontology annotation, cellular component: membrane.
GGCGCUGCGGACCGGGAGGCCGGCCCGGCGGCUGCGGCGUGCUGAGAGGCCGGCGUGGAGACCAUGCCGACCCGGCGCGGCUGCUCCGGGCCUUGCCACUUCCUGGCCUCGGCUUUCGUGCUGCUGUUGCUGCCCGCGCUGAACCAGUCCGUGGUGCUACCGUCGACUGUGCCCAGGGCGGUGCAGGAGUCCAAGCCUCUCGAACCCGGGCCGCGUACGUUGUCGCCGCUGCCUCCCGGACCCACCGCGGCCCAGCCGCGAGGCCAAGCUCAGUCUGAAGGCGCCGGGCCGCGAGGCGCGGAGAGCCGCAAUGGCAGCAUUCCCGGGGCGGCGUCCGAGGCGGACGGUCCUGAAGGGAAGGCCGGAGAAAGCUCUCUGGGUGGCAGCCUGGCCGUGAGUCCCAAUCCUAGCGACAAGCCCAUGACCCAAAGGGCCCUGACCGUGUUGGUGGUGGUGAGCGCCGCGGUGCUGGUGUACUUCGUGGUCAGGACCGUCAGGAUGAGAAGAAGAAACCGCAAAACUAGGAGGUACGGUGUUUUGGAUACUAACAUAGAAAACAUGGAAUUGACACCUUUAGAACAAGACGAUGAGGAUGAUGACAAUACAUUGUUUGAUGCCAAUCAUCCUAGAAGAUGAGCAUGUGCCUUUACUGAGAAGACUUCAUAUUUCUAUUGAGGAACUGAGCUUUUAUGUCUAAGGAAUAAGAAGCCACUCCAUCAAGGGGAGAGGAAUUUAAGUUACAUAUAUUAUGUCAAUCUUUAAUUUGUUGCUACUCAAUAAAUAUUGUAUCAUUUUGUUAUAACUUUGUAUAUUUGGAACUGCUGUAUUUAUUAGUGGGCUCCAUGUUGUUAGGGACAAACUAUACUUUAUUGGAUUUUCUGUUUGAAAAUUCUUUUUUAAAAUGACUUCUGCAGCGCGUUUGACCCUUCCUUUUACCGUAUUAUUGUAACUUUGUUUUCUUUAAGUAUUAAUCAGUUGCUGUUGCUUUUUUUUUUGUCAGUGUCAUAAUUGAAAGACCUCUAGGCCACAACCAACUGGUAUGAAAUAAAUAAAAUUCUACUAAGACUUUUUCCGUUUUUGAGGGGAAAAAGCCAAAUCUAUUAUGUUGUUUUUCAGUUUGUAAAUAGUAAUAAUUGUCUGUACUAACCUAUGAAAAAGAAUAAAUAUAAUUUAAAAUUAA